This is a messenger RNA of Rhizopus microsporus ATCC 52813, 930 nucleotides long. RefSeq names its product serine/threonine protein phosphatase. NCBI's taxonomy places the organism in Eukaryota, Fungi, Mucoromycota, Mucoromycetes, Mucorales, Rhizopodaceae. Gene Ontology annotation, biological process: peptidyl-serine dephosphorylation; G1/S transition of mitotic cell cycle. Gene Ontology annotation, cellular component: cytoplasm. Bases 1 to 930 code for a protein of 309 amino acids. The record is from RefSeq and is a predicted model, not a curated record. The transcript has 9 exons. Gene Ontology annotation, molecular function: protein serine/threonine phosphatase activity.
AUGGAUAUUGAUGCCUGCAUUGAAUCAAUAAAGAAAUGCAAAUACUUACCAGAAAGCGACAUGAGAAAACUAUGUAAUAAAUUGAAAGAGAUUCUUGCAGAAGAAUCAACUGUUGUGCCAGUCAACGCACCAGUGACUCUCUGUGGCGAUAUUCAUGGACAGUUUUAUGAUUUACUUAAAAUAUUCGAAGUGGGAGGUAGUCUACCGGAGACAUCCUAUGUAUUUAUGGGAGAUUUUGUUGAUCGUGGAAGAUAUUCACUCGAGACACUUACUUUACUAUUAUUAUAUAAAGUCAAAUACCCAGAACGUAUUACGUUGAUAAGAGGAAAUCAUGAAAGUCGAAACGUCACUCGUGUCUAUGGAUUUUAUGAUGAAUGCAUGGCAAAGUAUCAGAAUUCAAAAGUAUGGGAAUGGUGUUGUAUGGUGUUUGAUUAUUUACCUUUGGCAGCAAUCAUUGAUGGAUCUGUGUUUUGUGUGCACGGAGGAUUAUCACCGGAACUACCUUCGAUUGAUUCCAUUCGUACAUUAUUCAGAAUGCAGGAAUUACCUCAAAGUGGUGGACACUGCGAUUUAUUAUGGUCUGAUCCUGAGGUUCAAGUAGAAACGUGGACGAUUAGUCCUAGAGGAGGAGGUUACUUAUUUGGCCCACUACCUACGACGGCAUUUUGUCACAAUAAUAAAAUAGACUUGAUAGUGCGAAGUCAUCAGUUAGUGGACGAAGGUUACAACUAUCCAUUCUUAGAGAAAAAUCUAGUGACACUUUGGUCAGCACCCAACUAUUGUUAUCGAUGUGGUAAUAAGGCAGCUAUCCUUGAAGUGCCUGAAGAAAAUAGAAAGAUCAUGCCGAGCGACUAUAAGAUAUUCCUGGAAAAUGACAUACAAGGUGAAAACACAUUAACGGCUGGUCCGGGCAGCCAAUAUUUCCUUUAA